Messenger RNA from Penaeus indicus, 4356 nucleotides. RefSeq names its product transcription factor Sp4-like. The coding region runs from base 220 to 2211 and encodes 663 amino acids. Gene Ontology annotation, biological process: regulation of transcription by RNA polymerase II. Gene Ontology annotation, molecular function: DNA-binding transcription factor activity, RNA polymerase II-specific; RNA polymerase II cis-regulatory region sequence-specific DNA binding. Lineage: Eukaryota; Metazoa; Arthropoda; Malacostraca; Decapoda; Penaeidae. The record is from RefSeq and is a predicted model, not a curated record. The transcript is spliced from 10 exons.
CUCGGCCUCCUGCUGGUGCUUCGCCAGGAGUCUUCGGACGUUGUUCUGUGGGCGGUGUGGACGCAGGGAGCGAACGCCAGGGCGUGGCGUCGGGGCGCGGGCGUGGGCGUGCCCUCCUCCCCCGCGGAGGAAUACGCGUGAACGGCGACCGCAGGAGAAGCGGCUUUGAAUCGCAGCUCGGCCGAGGACCUGGCCUUGUUUUCGACUUGCCGAGGCGCGAUGUCCGCCCAGACGGUGCAGGGGAUGAAGACCGAGCCUGUGGUGCAGCAGACGUCGUCCCAGGGGCGUGAGACCCAGGGGGCGCAGAUCAUAACGGCAAAUGGCCAGACGUAUUCGGUUAUGCCCCAGGCGCAGAUGCAAACUGUUACCAUAGAUGGGCAGGAAGCAAUCUAUAUCCCCGCCUCAGUCCAGCACGCAGCAGGAACGCAGCAGAUACAGCUCGCCGCAGGAAACCAGGCUCUGUUUGCGCCUGGCCAGCUUAUACGAGCACAGAAUCUCAUUCAGAAUGUUCAGACUGUCGGACAGGUUGGAACGCCGAUAACUGUGGGAGGUGUGAGACCUGCAACUGCAACGGCUGGAGCAGCCCAAGCAGCGCCUACUGCCGCCGCCCAGGUGGGACAGAUGGCAACACAGGUGAUGCAGUCAGGGGUUGCUGGCGUGCCCCAGGCCACCAUCCCUGUGCAGAUACCAAUCUCGACAGCAGGAGGACAGACUAUCCUGCAGACUAUACCCUUCCCUUUACAGAUCCCCGUCCUGCCCAACGUUGUCCAGGCUAAUGGCCAAACCAUACAGGUCAUCCCUCAGAUAGCACAGCAACAAGUACCAGCACAGCCCCAAAUAGCACAGAUCCUGCUUCCAAACGGCCAAGUUCAGCAGGUGCAGAUGCUAUGGGGUGGGACAACAGGCAUGAUGUCCUUAGCUUCCAACAGCUUAGGGACGGCAGCCAACAUGACACAGAUUGCCACCUCUCAGCCUGUGACCACCUCCACGUGGGCGACAAACACCGUUUCUUCACCGUCUGUGUCCAUACCUGCAGUUCAUUCCAGUACACCAACCAAUUCUGCUACUGAUGACAAGUCACAGGUUCAAGCUACACAACAGGCAACAUCAGCAGGUACAACCAUAACAGCGAGCAACCCUUCACAGGUGGUGCAGGGUCAAGGGGCAAGCAUUACCGUUUCAAACACUUCACAACUCUUGCCUCAAGGGAUAACUGUUUCUCCUCAGCUCUCUGGCUCAGUUGGAGGCGGAGGAGUAACAGUGGUACCUGUAAGUCAGACCUCUCAGUUACGCGCUGCGACCCCAGCAGCUGUAGCCGCUCAGCAAAGUGCAAUCCAGAUUCCUCAGAUACAGGUGGUGCAGCCUAUAAUCCAACAUAUUCCUGGUCUUGGCCAGGUUCAGGUCCUGUCACCGUCGUCCUUACAGUCGCUCACAUCAUCCAUUGGGGCAUCCCAGCCUAUCUCUGUGUCCACAUUGGGCGCAGUUCCAACAACCACACAGCCUUCAACGAACACACUACCCACACAGAUCCUCCCUGGUGGAGCACAGAUCAUAAGUGCUAGUGGCCUGCAGGGUGAGAGUGAUGGGGGAGCCAAGUGGGUUGUCUCAACAGGAGGUCAGGUGAGCCAAGCUCAGGUAGUCCCACAGCCCGAAGACUCGCCCACAAACGACCCGGGCAAGACGAGAUUACGACGUGUGGCCUGCACCUGCCCCAACUGCAAGGAGGGGGAUAGAGGUGGGGAGAACAAGAAGAAAGUACACAUCUGCCACAUCCCCGGCUGCAACAAGAUGUAUGGCAAGACGUCACACUUAAGGGCACAUCUGAGGUGGCACUCGGGUGAACGGCCUUUUAUCUGUUCCUGGCUCUUCUGCAACAAGAGAUUCACACGGUCAGAUGAGCUCCAGCGGCAUAAACGAACACAUACAGGGGAGAAACGGUUUCACUGCCCCGAGUGUCAGAAACGUUUCAUGCGUUCCGACCAUCUCUCAAAGCAUGUUAAAACACAUACAAAACAGAAGGGGAUGGUGAGUAAUUGGAAUGCUUUCUCAAAUAACAUUCCCAACAACACGCAAUCGUCAGACAGCAGUAACUCCUCUGAUGCAUGCGAGAAGAUGCUCAUUACCAUCCCAGAUCAGUCAGGUGAUCCGUUGCACAUUUCAACAGAAGGAGAAGUCCCUGCAAGUGUCCAGCAGCAGCAGGCACCUCAGUGAUUUUUCCCACUGUCUAUGCACCUGUUCAGGAAACAGCUGUGGAUCUGUUUGCGCCUGAAUGUAAUGACUGUAUCGAGUCGUUUUACCUUCUCGUUGACUAGCUGUUGGUUGUAUGAAAUUAUUUUUUUUUAUAUACAUAUAUAUAUUGUACAGUGAGGAGAAUCUGUAGAGUAGUCAUUUAAUCUCUUUGUAUAUAUAGUAUAUGGACAAUAUGAUGUGCUACUUGAACAAGUGAAGUGCUGUGUUAUUGUGAUGGAAAAAUAUAUCAUUGCUUAUUUUUAUUAUUAUUUUUCUGGAACACCAGAACAUUCAUUGCUCAUUUUGUUAUGCAACUGCAGAAAUAUUAGAGAAUCCUUUUUGAAUGUGUAGCUUGUACUAGGAUACAAAGAAAGUAUCUGUGAUAUGCAGUGAUUUUCACCAGGCAUUUUUUUUUUUUUUUUUCUUUAUAAUCACUGAAUGCUUGAACCACCCUGAAAAUUUCCAUUAUGCCCAGGUCUUUUAAUAUGUUAAACAGCUUGCAGCUGUCUAAAGAACUUAGUGAGAGCUCUCUGAAAAGAAAGCAUAGCAUAAGAGACAAUUUAAAUAAAAAAAUAAUACACUGCCUUCCCUUCCGGUGAUAGUAUUCCCAUAGCUCCUUGAUAGUUUGCUCACUGUAGGGAAAUAGUUGCUCGAAGGAAAGACAAGAAAGACGAUAGUGGACUGGUGUGUGUUCACUGACUAUAGAUGUGGAACCAUUUGAAAUUUAUGUGACUUGAAGGAUAAGAUAAAAGAUGUGGAGCUCUCAUUUCUAGAUUUUUAAAGUCAUAAAGUGUAAUGUAAUGCACAAAGUGGAAAGUUGCCACUUCAUAAUAUCCCCUUCCUUAGAAUCUUACAGAACUAUGUCUUUAUAUAAUAUUAAUAAUGACAGACAACAAUUUUACUGGGACAAUCAUUUUCUUUUUCUUUUCUUUUUUUUCAUUUAACAUUGAUGAUAGUUGUCUCUAGGAAAUACAGUAUAUCUUGCAUAAACUCCUUUCCAUUUUUUUUUUUUUUUUUUUUUUUUUUUUUAUAGAAUUUAGCUUCUGUAUUACUAAAAGCUGUCAGCAUAAAAAAUGAGCUGUAAAGUUGAGAUUAAGAUGUAAUUCAUAUCAACAUUUUUUUUUUUGGGGGGGUAAGAAAUAGUAAAUUUGAUUUUGCAAAGAAACUCAUGUGCAAAAUAUUUAUAUCUUGGAAGAACAGUAAUUAGGACUAGGUGUACAGGUAGUUUAACAUCUGUAGAUCUGAUGCUCUAAAUUUAGUGAAUGAUUAAUGGAGUGACAUAUCUGAUUCCACAAACCAACCAUCACUGCAAAUAUUUCAUAAUGUUAAAAUUAUAUAGUUGUGAGUGUUUUUUAGAACAGUUGACCAAGUAUUUCUGUACUGGUUUACCCUCAUGUUGCACAUUGUCACCCAUCGUUUUGUGUGUAUAAACGUUUGUCAGUUGGGUUUGUCCUGUUGAAUAUCUGUGACUGUAUAAUAAGCUAUAUUUUGAAAAUGUUUUUUGUGGAAAAAUAACAAAGUUUGCCUCCAGGGAGAUACCUAGGUUAUUUGUUAAUAUUUCUAGACAAGAAAAUUUAGAUUGUUGUAUGAAGUAAUGAUGAACAUAGUUCAAAGUAGUGCAUACUUGGGUGAUGCAACUUCUGAUAUCUCAAAAUUGUGUUCGUGCCAUUUUAAAUUUUUUUAUUUUUAUUAACCAAUUUUUUUCUCUUAUUUCCUUUGAAGCACUUUAAAAUUAUUAAAAUGAUUUGCUCUCAUUAAGUGUCUUCCUAGUCAAGUGACUGUAGCUCUUACUCUUUGUUAAAAUUGUAUAUACUUAGUUAUUUAUUUCUUGUAUAUACUUGUCUUUUUACAUUUUUAUAUUAUAUACACAUGCAGACUCAUAUGCACAAGGUUCCCAUGUUCGAGAACUAUCUUCCCUGUGAAUCUAAUGGUACCUGAAUUGUCUGUGGGAAUUUUUGUUGAGUUUUGCAGUGUAGGCACUGCAACAUAAACACAGGUGGUGGAGGAAUUCCAAUGUUUAUUAUAGAGUGGUAGGAACCUUAUCAAAAUAUAGCAAAUAGGUGCCUUGCCUUAUUUUGUCACGAAAGAGAAUGUGUUAUAUUCAACUGAAUGCACAAAUUUAUCAAA